This is a messenger RNA of Arabidopsis thaliana (thale cress), 2173 nucleotides long. RefSeq names its product Sterile alpha motif (SAM) domain-containing protein. Bases 302 to 1525 code for a protein of 407 amino acids. NCBI's taxonomy places the organism in Eukaryota, Viridiplantae, Streptophyta, Magnoliopsida, Brassicales, Brassicaceae. The transcript is spliced from 7 exons. The record is from RefSeq and is marked reviewed.
GUAAAAUUUGCGUAGCGAUUGAUGAGAGCAUGUGAAGAAGCCACUAGAUGAGUCAGGUCUCUUUGGUUUGGCACUGCGCAGCACUUUCAAAGCCCAAGCAAGAGUCCGUCGUCACGAACGUCUUCUUCGUCUCCACCGAUUCUUCACGAACCUGUUUACUCUCUUUCUGUGAUUUUUGAGUAGAUUCGGCUUCGUACGAUUAGGGUUUGAAGGAGGUGAUUGUGGUGUCUUUCGUUGUUUGUGGUUUUAUAUCACUGUAAGUUAGAAUUGGCUCCAGUUGAUUUUCCUAGGGUUUUCACAAAUGUCGGAAGGUUCGAGACGGAGUAGGGUUACUAUAACUCUAGGUCGUAGCGGUCAGGUGGUGAAUCGAGCUGCAAGUGAUAUAGAUGAUGGGUAUGAGUUACCUAGAGUUGGGACUAAGCGGUCUGUCAAAGAGAGAUUAGGGAAUCCGUUAGAUAGUUCUGUUUAUGGUGGAGAAGAGGUGGUCAGUAAAAGGCAAAGAGGGGAAGCAAGUUUCAGUGGAAAUGAUUUGCAGAUCAGUCGAAAUGAUCUCCGAUUCAAACUGAUGCAAAAGAAUGCCCAGAGACGAGCUCAGAGCGAUGAAGGCUGCACUAUGGAUCUUCGUGAAAAGCUCUCAAGGAGUGAGCAGCCUCCUCGUAGCCUUGAUACAAGACCUCGUAUGGCUGAGCCGAGGGAUCGUCCUUUAUCUUCAUCAAGAACUGCUCGUGGUUCCUCUCAGAUGAUUUCAUCAAGUAGUUCGCACCCUGCAUGGGCUCUGGAAGAUUUACGACGAAGGUCUCCAGAGAGAUUUGUGGAUACUUCCAGGGGUCGAUCGCCGCCAAGAAAUGCUGGAAGUUUCAUUGGCAUUCCAAGGGAACCUUCCCCUCCAAGAAAUGGUAGAAGGAUGAUUGGCAGUGCAAGGGAUAGAUCACCUCCAAGAAGUGAUGGAAGGAUAAUUGGCAGUCCAAGGGAUAUAUCACCUCCAAGAGAUGCUGGAAGGAGAUUUGGCCCUCCAAGGGAUCAGUCACCGCCAAGAAAUGCUGGAAGGGUAACUGGCAGUCCAAGGGAUAGAUCACCUCCAAGAAAUGCUGGAAGGAGAAUGGGCCCUCCAAGGGAUCAGUCACCGCCAAGGAGCACCAGAAGCUUCAGUAGUAAUUCUAGGGCUCUGUCCCCAGCUAGAAAUAUGGGAAGCUACAUGAGUUCUUCUCAGGGUUUUUCCCCUCCUAGGAAUCCUAGAAGCUACAUGGGUUCUUCCAGGGGUUCUCCCCCACGUAGUAACAUUGAAGAUUUUCAUGGACGAAGCAGGAUGCUUGAUAAUAUGAGAGCAUCGCCAUAUCCUGUUAGAGGUGUACUAAAUGGUCAAGCGCCAUCAAGUGGUGCUCCUUUCGCCAGGCCAAUGUUACCUCCUCCAGUCCCAAACCCACAUCCAUUGCCUCCAUUGAGCCAGCUUCCUCCACUUGGAAGUAUUAUGCAGAACAGUCCCUUCUCUGUAAGAUCUUUAUUCUUCUUCUCAAUUUGUGGAUGAAUUUUCUCUCUUCUUACUCUUUCUAUACAUUGGGUGAGUACUUCAUAUUUACCUCGUGUCAUUCUUAGACCCAUAAAACCUUUGUGAUCAGAUAGUCAAAACUUUAUGCCUUCUUCUUAUACAUAUGUUAUAAUAUGGCAUGUAUAUCUACUUGGUGGAACAACAGGUGGACGAGCCUCUAUCAGUUGAUGGCUUUCUAAAUUCAAUUGGACUUGGAAAAUACUCCCUUGCCUUUAAGAGAGAGGAAGUGGAUAUGACCACAAUAAAGCAGAUGAAAGAAAGUGAUCUAAAAGAUCUCAUCAUACCAAUGGGUCCAAGGAAGAAGAUUCUUCAGGCUAUAGCGUCCCUUCCAACAAGGUAGCAAUGAACGGAUCUCGCCUCUAGCUGCUUCUCACUCUUUUUGGUCUUGUUAGCCUCUAUGCGGGUCGAAACUAUGAUAACUUUUUUGAGAUCCAACCCGAAACUUUUCUCUCCGGAUGAUUGUAGGCAGCAGAACUUUCUUUUGUAAUUCUCUCUGUUAUGGAUUUUUUCUUUUUCUGGUAUACAAUUUGUUAACCCAAGCACAGCCUAAUUGUGAAAUGUCGACGGUGUUUUGGUGUAAUCCAAACACUCUUUUGGUUGGUAUAUAUCUCUGAAUCUCAACGUGAA